Messenger RNA from Pecten maximus, 1474 nucleotides. RefSeq lists its product as uncharacterized. The record is from RefSeq and is a predicted model, not a curated record. The transcript is spliced from 5 exons. Lineage: Eukaryota; Metazoa; Mollusca; Bivalvia; Pectinida; Pectinidae. The coding region runs from base 280 to 1062 and encodes 260 amino acids.
UUAUAGGUUAAAACUGUACUGAAUUUGACACAAUGCAGCUUUUAUAUCAACUGUUUGCUUUGUAUGGAGAUGAUUUCCACUUACUUUUGAAUCAAUAUUCACAGAUAGCGGUCGUGAUUGGCAUCCCGACUUGAUUAUGGGGAAAACAUAGGUGGAUCCUCACAACCGCAUUUGUUUGAUAUACAGGUGGUAAAAUCUAUUGAAAUGGUCAUAUGCUUGAAGUUACCCAUUCCAGUUAUUUAAAGCGAUCAUACUUUUCUGACAUUGGGACAUUUAUUCAUGCAUACAGCGUUUCUGUUCAAAGAAUCGUUAAAAAUGGACUGCAUAAGGAAAAAGACAUCCGUCGGAAUUCUGACAUUUAUAAUAGUAAUACUACUAUCAACAGAUGCACAUGGUUACAUGAAAAGAAAUUCCAUUUGGAAGGAAAGCGUAACAGAAGAGAACCUUAUCUAUAAUGAUGGCGUUGUGUUUACACAACAGACGUCAAGCGCCAUUAGGUGUGCACGUGCCUGUCAAUCACACCCCAUUCCGUGUUUAGACAUUACCUACACGACCACGACCGAGGAGUGUCGAGGGUACAGCGGACUGUCAAAUGACUCUGUCAGUCAAGCGAACACUAAAAUGUGGCGACACGUCUGUCGUCUGGACGGGUACACAUACGACCCAACCUUCCGUGUGUGUAUUCGUCUGUACACCACCGCUAAGACCUGGUUCGAAGCUUCGGAGUCGUGCUCUAACGACACAGCAUAUCUCCUCAUACUGGACACACUGGAGAAAGUGCAGGCUACAAAAACUGGUGCUCACAGGGACUUCUUCGCAGCGACGAAUGACUGGUGGGUGGGAGGCUACGAUUAUGACGGUGGACCCGCAAAUGACUUCAAAUGGAGCAAUGGUGAAAGUAUUGCCAUUCCUAGUGAUAUUUGGUUUCACCCAUCCCAGCCGAGUGACGAUUCCGAAAGGUGUAUCAAUCUGUUUAGUUAUCCUACUCUUUUUGGACUCAAUGACUAUGUGUGUUCACUUCAAAUGUGUUAUGCAUGCCAAGAGGACAUUCAAAAGCAAUAAGAAAUUCGCUAAGGGGUAUAUAGACAGCAAAUCCAGUUAAAACAGUUAUUCGGUAUAACAGUGAAACAAAAUAAGUGUUUAUAAUACGUACAUAAAGUCAAAUCCGGUUAAACCAAUGCUCCUACCAUGUGCUACAGACACUUAUGAGCAUAAAAGCUUGGCUAUUUUAUAAGUUUAGUAAUUUGUGUGACUUAGAAUUAUUCCAUGCUGCAUCUUACUAUAAAGUAACUCUACAGAAAAAAAAUGUUAGCAUCUACAGGAAAGUAUUGGUGAUUUUAAGAAAGUCUGUUCAAACAAACAUUUUGGUGUAUUAAAUGACUAUUUUUGUGCAUUUUUUUUAGAUAUUUAUUCGUGUUUGAAAUUCAUCAUUAUUUUGCUGGAUAGAUGAUCCUUAAUAUAGGUGAUAUGAAAU